Molecule: messenger RNA, 2197 nt
Organism: Zeugodacus cucurbitae (melon fly)
Lineage: Eukaryota; Metazoa; Arthropoda; Insecta; Diptera; Tephritidae
Product: putative inorganic phosphate cotransporter
Exons: 5
Coding region: 578-2062 (494 amino acids)
Biological process (GO): transmembrane transport; monoatomic anion transport
Cellular component (GO): plasma membrane
Molecular function (GO): transmembrane transporter activity
Source: RefSeq, a predicted model, not a curated record
UAGACAAUACAAUUGAGAGCGCGCAAACAUAACACAGCGCAACGCCGCACAACAACAACAACAACGAUCGUACAGUUGAACAGCUGGUCCGUUGGUGGAGCACAGUGCAUCCACUUCGUCGGCGUCAAUAAAACGCGUCCGCAUUAGAAAGUCGGCCUUGUUGUUUGUUGGCUGGCGCUCGCGCGCUUUUAAAAUAACCGUUCAUUAAGCAAGCGAAUGCAACGCUAAGCGGGCGCAACACGCUCACACACGGCAAACCAAACGAAGCGCAAAGCAUACAAAGAAUCACACAUCGCGCAUUUGGAGCGUGCACAAAAGCGGCGAAACAAUUAAAGUAGUGAUUAAAAAUAUGUUAUAUUGUAAACGGCGUUAAGUGCACAUAUACAUACAUACAAAUGCAAUAGCAGCAAGAAAGCAAAUAUUUUACAACAGUUAAAUAUUUUUUUCACACGAAAAAAAAAUAUCGUCGAAGUCAGCAAUAUUUGCAGCGUAGCAAAUAUUUAAAGCGAUAUUUCCGUGCCGAUUUCAAGCGAUUACAGCCAGCAAGCGUGCAACAAAACUAAAUAAAGCGCACAAAAUGACGGUGAAAAAGAUUUGGCCAACAAGCGGCAAUGUCAAUGUGGACUCAGCAGCAGCGCCCAAGGAUGACAACGAAGUGGUCGCAAAGGGUGCAUGUUGCAUGGGCUUUGGCAUACGCCAUUUUCAAGCAUUCCUCAUCUUCCUUGGUCUAUCUGUCGCCUAUUCGUUGCGUGUCAAUCUGUCAGUCGCCAUUGUUGCUAUGACUGAUAAGGACGCGGCAAAUCCAGAUUUCGAUGAAUUCUCUUGGAACGAGAAGACGAAAUCGCUUUUGCUCAGCAGUUUUUUCUGGGGUUACAUUUGCACGCAGGUGCCCGGCGGUGCUUUGGCGCGUAAAUUUGGCGGUAAGACGACACUACUCUGCGGUGUACUCAUCUGUUCCAUAUUGGCCAUACUGACACCCAUUUUUGCGAAAAUCGGCGAUUGGCAGUUGGUGUGCGCGCUGCGUGUCGCACAAGGUCUAUGUCAGGGUAUGAUCUUCCCCUCAACGCAUACAUUGCUCUCGCAUUGGUCACCCCUUGAGGAUCGUGCCAACUUCGCCACCUACUGUUAUUCGGGCUCACAAUUCGGUACCGUUGUUAUGAUGGCAACUAGCGGUGUGAUCGCUUCAUCGGCAUUAGGUUGGCCUAGCAUUUUCUAUUUGUCUGGAGGUAUUGGUGUCGUAUGGGCCAUUGUCUGGUUCAUAUGGGGUGCCAGUACGCCGGCACAGUCGAAAUUGAUUUCACCGGAAGAGAAGAAAUUCAUUGAACAAUCGAUUGGCGUUGAAGCUGGUGAUGAGCAUCAUGCACCCACACGUACACCAUGGGUGAAAAUGUUCACCACGCCCGCUUUCUUGGUAUUGAUUUUGACACAUUGCACAAAUAAUUGGGGCUUCUGGACGCUGCUCACUGAAAUUCCCACAUAUAUGAAAAAUGUUUUCGGCAUGGACAUCAAGUCGAAUGCGCUACUCUCUGCUCUACCCUAUUUCGCUAUGUUCCUCAUGUGUUUCGUCUUCUCGGGCAUCUCGUCGAUAAUGAACAGGAAACAAUGCAUACCUUUGUCCGUAAGCAGAAAACUCUUCAAUUCGAUUGGUCAUUGGAUACCAGUGGCAUCGCUAAUUGCUUUGGGUUAUGUCAGCGCGGAAGGUGCUACGAUAGCCAUUGUGCUGCUCACCGUAACAGUUGGUGUCAAUGCCGCACCCUAUUUGGGCUUCCAGGUUAAUCACAUUGACUUGUCGCCAAACUUUGCCGGUAUUCUGAUGGGUAUCACCAAUUGUGCGGCGAAUAUUAUGAGUAUUAUAGCGCCACUGAUUGUUGGCUUCAUCGUCACCGAUGAGCAUGAUCCAAAUCAAUGGCGCAUCAUUUUCUUCAUUGCCGCCGGUUUCUAUUUCGUCGGCAAUUUGCUAUUCAUUAUCUUUGGUAGCACCGAUGUGCAAUCAUGGAAUGACCCACAACCAAAGCCUUCACCGGAGAAACGCAAUUCUACCCAACUUGAAUCACAGCAUUAGACACGUAGGCGCUCUGUACAGUAGUGUAGUUUUGCCUCCGUUUUUUUAUUUCAAUUUUUGUUUGUUUAUUGUUCGUAUCAAUAUGAUACAUUGUUAUCGCUUGUCUGCAUUUGUCUGUGUAUAAUUUAAGUUGUU